AUGAUCUCUCUGGUAUUUCUCAGGAUCUGUGCAGCGGUGGAGAAGGUGGAGCAGCUGUGGCAGCAGGCCUUCUCUAAGGCCCGCCUCCAGCUGCAGGUGUUCCAGCUGCGAGAGGAUGCUCUACAGAUCACAGAGCAGAUCAAAACUCUUCUCCAGGAGAAACUCCAGCCCUACAAAAUAGAGAUUGCCAAGGAAGCUGCCGAGGCCGUGCUGCUGGUUUCCCGGUUCGAGGCUUCCAUUCACAGACCUGCUAUGGCUCUGGUCCGUUGUGCUGAAGAUGUGAUCCACACUGUGGAGGAGGUGCUGCUGCUGCUGGACGGGCAGAGCAGGGAGCGCUGGGUUAUGGAUGUGGAGCGGCUGAAGGACAAGCUCCACUCUGCGGUUCACUUCAUCCUGCAGACCCUGAGGGUGGUCUCCAGCUACCACCAUCACUACAGCAAGGCCAGCAACUGGUACCGUCUGGUUCUCAGCGAGAACUUCCUGCAGGCUCUGCUGUCAGGAGUUAACGGAGACAGCGGUUCCAUGCAGAGGAGGAACUAUGGCACCAUCCCUGCAUGGAGGUACAAGAUGUCCACCUUCCUGAAGAAGAACCCCCCUCCAGAUGUGGAGGAGCUGGUUCAUCUGGCACAUCUGUCCCUUGCCAUCCCAGAUGAUGACGUCCAGCAGGCAGGGAAGAAGAUGUCUCAGAGGUGCAUGACCCUAAGGAAGCUCCUCAUGUCUUCUGGCCCCGUGGCUGUGAGGCCGCUGCAGCGGGCCCUACAGUGGCAGUACGAGCUGUUGCGGAACAGCCAAUUUGCCCCCCCCCCUGAUGAUGGUGCUUCAAACAGAACAGCUAAAGAAGGUCAGGACCUCACUAAUGGUGUAAAGGAACAGAAAGCAGCCCAUCUUCCCCAGACUGUCUCUGCUUCAGCUGAGGGCAAACCCCCCUCCCUCAGUUCCUUCGACUCAGGCUUCGAUGGAGCUGGGGGAGGCCAGUUGGAGGCCUGGGGGGGGAGGGAAGGAGUGGAGAGUCUGUGCACAUCAACUGGGAUUAGGGACUCUGUGAGGCCCGCCUCGAGUCAGCCUCAAAUCCACGAGGAGAACAUCUCCAGUGUUUCCAAUACUGAAGACCUCAGAGAGCAGUAUGGCUCCUUGGGGAACUCAUCCAGGGCGAGCAUCCACAUCAUCCCUAAAGUCACCGUGGAUUCCCUCAACCUGGAGAUAAAAGUGAAGCGCUCAGCCGCCCUACCCACUAACCCCUGGCUCAGCUUGCCGGUGGACAAUCUGGAGAACUCGUACACGGUUACCAUCACGCAGAACCCGACGCCGCACAAGGGAGACCUUCAGUUGGAUGGCUCCGACCCCUGCAGGUGCCGGGACCAGCCCACACAGACGGACGUGUUGAGCCGCACACAGCCCACAAACUGGGCCCUGCACUCUCAGAGCAGCUUAGAGGACCCUGAACUGAGUCCCAUUCGCAAAGUCCUCUCCAGCACCAUCACAGAGGCCCUAGAGCGCUCCAUCCUCACCACAGAGGGGGGGCCCACUCUCCUCUGGGACUCCUAUGACCUCCAUGAGCAGGUUCAGGAUGCUGUGGAUGGUGUGAUGGAUAUCUCUCUGAAUGACUGGGAGGUGAAGGAGCAGGAGGGUCUGAGGGAAGUGGAGCAGAUCCUGGUCAGGGCGGAUGAAAUGCUGGAGAAAGAGGAGAACUUCCUAGCUCAGGAGGCGGUGCUGGAGGCCCUGCUGAGGGGCGAGGACAGGGACCAGUGGCCCCUGUGGGACAGCGAGUCCCAGCUCAGUGCGAUGUCCUCCAGUGAGCUGGCAGAGGCUGGUGUUCUGGGCCUCCAGGAUGACCUGGACCCUGCAGAGUCCGACCAACUCACUGAGCCCACAUCAGCUGGGUCUGCGGGUGGAGCUCAGGAUUCUGAAGAUGAGGGGCUCCACACUGAUUCAGCAGUUUUUCACAGCAGGCCGGACCUGCUGACGGAGUUAAGGAAAGUCCACAUCUUGGAUGAGCUGAUCAUGGAGGAGAACAUGAAGAUCCACAAGCUGCGGAGCUGCAUAGAAAGCCCAGAAGAGUCUGCGAGCAAACCUUCAAUCACAAACGAGACGAACAAAGAGAGGGAGGCUUUCAGGGUACAACUGGAGAAGGAGAAAAGGGAGGUGGAGAAGCUAGAGAAGAGCUUGGACAACGAGCAGAGAGUGAAGAAGCACAAGGACGGCGCUAAAAAGGUUGUAAAAUGUUCUAUUAUGGAGAAGGCUAGAAGUGAGGCCAAGGAGGACAAAGCACUCUGUGAUGAGCUCUUAUCAGGAGGUUGUAACGGAUCACUGAGAACUCAUCCUACAGCUUCAGUCCACACUGAUCCCCAGGGUCAGGAUUCCUGUGAGGCUGAACAUAUUCUGUUAGACCCCGAUGCUGCCAAAGAGGCUACCCCACAACACUUGGUUCAACUUCCUGAUUCGGAAUGUCAAGAGGAUAGCCCUGAAGCUGAGCCGUCAGUAUUUAAUAGACAUACUUUAAAUAAUACCUCUGAUUUAAAGGUACCUCAUGAAGAGUUGUGUAUCCAACCUCAGGGAUGUAUCUCCGAUAACGAACCAGACGGAUCAAGUGAAAAGGCUUCUCCAGCCUCUGAAAUAAAGCUAGAUUAUGGAUCAUUUGACCAAGGAGGAAAACGCUCCCAUCCUCCCAUGCCUAAGCCAAGGAAAGCUUCCCUUCCCAGCCUCCAACAUGAACCCCCCCACUCCUCAGAGCUGCAGAAUCCAGAGCUGCCCUCUGUUGAUCAAGAUCCUGGUCCUGUGCAACGUGAUUUGCAAGAUGAACCACAUGAUGCACUGCCAGAGAAUGUGACUGCAGCUGUCCUUCACAGCUUUGUUCUCAAUCCAAAUGUGAAGGAGCACACUAACAACAACAAUAACAACCAUGCACUCACUGAGGAAUGCAACAUUUCUUCUGGCACUGAAGAUGAAGGGAGUGCAUCAGUGGGAGCUGCAUGUUUGCUCCAGACAGGUUUGCAGCUAGCAGAGGAGGUGCUGGCUCUAUCUCCUGCAGCGGCGCCCUCGGCCCCCCAGCUGCCCCCUGCCCUGCCUCCGGAGGUUGAACCUGGAGGGAGAGCGGACUUCCUGGAUGCUGUUCAGAGCUCUGAAGCCAUGAGGGGACCAGGCUCAGGGAUUCAAGCCCAGCUCAACAUCACCAUGACACAGAUGACAUAUUUUAAGACCCCCAUAGUUCUGGAUACGGGCUCUGGUUUGAUGAAAGCAGGAUUUGCAGAUCAGGACCUCCCAAACAUUAUAUUCCCAACAAUCAUUGGGAUGCCAAAAUACGAG
Molecule: messenger RNA, 3303 nt
Organism: Notothenia coriiceps (black rockcod)
Lineage: Eukaryota; Metazoa; Chordata; Actinopteri; Perciformes; Nototheniidae
Exons: 9
Source: RefSeq, a predicted model, not a curated record